This is a messenger RNA of Eimeria mitis, 405 nucleotides long. RefSeq lists its product as uncharacterized. The record is from RefSeq and is a predicted model, not a curated record. The transcript has a single exon. Bases 1 to 405 code for a protein of 134 amino acids. NCBI's taxonomy places the organism in Eukaryota, Apicomplexa, Conoidasida, Eucoccidiorida, Eimeriidae.
AUGAGAAGCAACAGCAACGGCAGCAGCAGCAACAGCAACAGCAGCAUCCCAUCAGCAACACCAGCAGCAGCAACAGCAGCAACAUCAGCAGCAGCAGCAUCAGCAGCAUCAGCAGCAGCAACAGCAGCAGCAGCAGCAGCAACAGCAGCAGCAGCAACAUCAGCAGCAACAGCAACACCACCACCAGCAGCAACAUCAGCAUCAGCAACAUCAGAAGCAACACCAGCAGCAACAUCAGCAGCAACAGCAGCAGCAGCAGCAGCUGCAGCAGCAGCAGCAGCACCACCAGCAACAGCAGCAGCAGCAGCAGCAGCAGCAGCAGCAGCAGCAGCAGCAGCAGCAGCACCGUGGUUUUGUCUGCUUGUUCAGACAUCUCCAGGUCGUCUGUAUCUCCUAACUCAGUAA